AUGUCGUCACUUCCUCCACUUGACAUUUCGCUCGACUUUGAUCGCGACCCCGGAAGUGACGACAUGACCCUCGGUCCAAAGGUGAGCGCGGCCGCCAUGGCGUCCAGAAGCCUUGUUUUCCUUGGAAACUUUUGGAGUUUGUUGGUGGUUUCCUGCGUUUCCCAAACCUACGUGCUGAACGACGCCGAGGGCUUGGGACGAGUUUUUGACGGCAUCGGAGGCUUGAGCGGCGGAGGGGCGACGACGCGUCUCCUGGUCAAUUACGCGGAGCCCUACCGAAGCCACGUCCUCGACUAUCUUUUCAAGCCCAACUUCGGCGCCUCGUUGCACAUGCUGAAGGUGGAAAUCGGAGGCGACGCGCAAACUACCGACGGGACGGAGCCGUCGCACAUGCACGCUGAAGACGACGAGAACUACUUCCGGGGUUACGAAUGGUGGCUCAUGAAAGAGGCCAAGAGGAGGAAUCCGAACGUGACGCUCGUCGCUUUGCCGUGGGCCUUCCCCGGCUGGGUCGGCCGAGGUAAGAAGUGGCCCUACGACUUCCCUGACGUCACCGCGGCUUACGUCGUCAGCUGGAUCGUGGGCGCCAAGCGCUUCCACCAGCUCGACAUCGAUUACGUGGGGAUUUGGAACGAACGCCCCUUCGACGGCGCCUACAUCAAGCUGCUGCGCGCCACCUUGGACAAAAGCGGCCUGGAGCGCGUCGGGAUCAUCGCCAGCGACAACCUGUGGGAGCCCAUCUCCCGGGCCGUCCUGCUGGACCCGGAGCUCGGCCGAGCCGUGGACGUGAUCGGCGCCCACUACCCCGGCACCGCCGCCGCGGCGACGGCCCUGAAGACCGGGAAGAGGCUGUGGGCUUCGGAGGACUACAGCACGUUCAACGACGAGGUCGGCGGAGGCUGCUGGGCGCGCCUCGUCAACCAGAACUACGUCAACGGAUUGAUGAGCGCCACCGUUUCCUGGAAUCUGGUCGCCAGCUACUACGAGGCGCUGCCCUUCGCCAGAGACGGCCUGAUGACCGCGGCCCAGCCCUGGAGCGGCUACUACGCCGUGGAGUCUCCCGUCUGGAUGACGGCUCACACCACGCAGUUCAGCCGGCCGGGCUGGACCUACCUGAAGACGGUCGGGCAUUUGGCCAAAGGCGGAAGCUACGUGGCCUUGACGGACGGCGAAGCCAAUCUGACGCUCGUCAUCGAGACCAUGAGCCACGACCAUUCCUUAUGCAUAAGGCCGCCGCUGCCGCCGUACUCGGUGAGCCCGCAAAACGCCACCUUCCGGCUGCUAGGGUCCUUUUCCUCCAUCCGGCGGCUGCAAAUAUGGCGGUCCCGCUUCAACUUCCAGACGACGAAAGCGCCCGCUUUUAUGGAGCGGCUGAGACCGUUGACGCUCACCGAUGGCAAAUUCACCCUCAGUCUCGCCGAAGAUGAAGUUUACACCGUCAGCACGAUCACGGGGGGGCACAAAGGCAAACACCCGGAUCCGCCCGCCCCCGCUCCCUUCCCCGACGAGUACGAGGACGACUUUAACGUCCGGGAAGCUCCUUUCUCGGAAGCUCCCAACUUCGCCGACCAGACCGGGGUCUUUGAAUAUUACGCCAACCUGACCGAUCCCGGGCCUCACGCCCGGACGUUACGCCAGGUCGUGACCCGACCGCCCGUCUCUUGGGCGGCGGACGCCGACCAGACCCUGAGCGUCAUCGGUGACUACGCGUGGCGCGAUCUCACUGUCGAAUGCGACGUCUUCAUGGAGCGCGCCCGGACGGGCGGCGUCUUCAUCGCGGCCAGGGUCGACAAAGGCGGCGAGGCCGUCCGCGGCGCCAAGGGCGUCUUUUUCUGGAUCUUUGCCGACGGAACGUACAAAGUUACCGACGACCUGGCCGGUCUGACGAUUCUGGCCGAAGGGCCGUCUGGCACGCGGGCGGGCGACUGGCACACGCUCUCGCUCAGCGUACGGGGCACGUUGGCGUCGGGAAGGCUGAACGGUUUUGUUUUGUGGAAGAACGCCGUGGCGCUGACGCCCGGGAACGGCUGGGCCGCCAUCGGGACGCGCUCCUUCGAGCUGGCCCAGUUUGACAAUUUUGCGGUAAAGGCGACCAAAGGAGAAGCGCGUCUUAAAUUGUGAGCGUUUCAAUCAAUACACUUUGACGGGCUACUUUUUUAUGGCGCCCGUUUUGCCUCGAAGCCCCCCGUGGCGGGAAUUGACCGCAAAGGAUUUGCGACCACCAUCGGUAGUUUGUGGGCGCCGCAAACUGUUGUGAAUCGUCCGCCGCUCGCCUGAUUCGGAUGGAAAUACCCUCCGGUGAAACUGCAUCGUGUCUCCAAUCUAUUGUGGCCCAAAAGAUGAGAAUCGCGCCGACGUCCCGACUGUACGCGAGCAAACCCCCAAAACAGCCGAGUGGACUUCCUGCCGCGAUAACGAGCGAUUGGCGAUGCGACGGUUUGAAACCGAACUUGCUCAAAUGUUGGUGUCUUCAGACAAAAGUUCAAUACGUGUGUAUCAUUUGUUGACGCAAACACUAACAUCGGCUGUCGUCGUCGUCUUUGGUAGCGCUCGAAGGCGUCUUGUGGGAAGCGCAGGACGCCGACGACAUUUCGAGUUCCGACGCCGUUUCUGCGUGCCGGAAGGAUCGCUGAUCAUUUUUUUUUUGGAGUGUAUGCCCUGCGUAACGAGCUUCAAACUCUAUUAUUUAAAUUCACCUCAUACAAUAAAAAGGUACAUUUAUAAAAUAAUUCAUCGUUAAAAACAACAACAAGUUUUGUUCUUUUCCUUUUGAAAUUUGCUUUAUUUUUGAUUGGAGACAAGCUUUGGAUGAAAGAAAAUGUAUUUUAAAAGUUUUUCCUGACUCAAUUUCCACUGAAUUAUUAGAAUAAAUACAGAUGGGAAAAUAAAUGCUUCCUGUUGGGGGGAAAAAAAAAAAAAACCUUUGUAAACCUUAACCAAUUCCAAACUUUAACUGUUCAACAUCAUAAUAAUAUAGUAGUUGGUGUUAAGAUUCCUGGCAAGAGUUUUCAUUGAGAGUCUUUAUAUUAUUUCUGCUUUUAAACUGUUGACUUUCUAAAUUGAAUGUUUGCAUUUGCAAUCCCAAAAUGUGCAUCUUAUGAUGAUCAAAUAAAUGCGAUGUUUUUUGGGGGA
Messenger RNA from Phycodurus eques (leafy seadragon), 3132 nucleotides. RefSeq names its product galactosylceramidase b (gene galcb). Gene Ontology annotation, biological process: galactosylceramide catabolic process. Lineage: Eukaryota; Metazoa; Chordata; Actinopteri; Syngnathiformes; Syngnathidae. The transcript has a single exon. Gene Ontology annotation, molecular function: galactosylceramidase activity. The record is from RefSeq and is a predicted model, not a curated record. Gene Ontology annotation, cellular component: lysosome. Bases 1 to 2121 code for a protein of 706 amino acids.